Molecule: messenger RNA, 819 nt
Organism: Pieris macdunnoughi
Lineage: Eukaryota; Metazoa; Arthropoda; Insecta; Lepidoptera; Pieridae
Source: the annotation of a GenBank genome assembly
AUGUCAGCGAGACGCGGGCACUCGAUUCUUCGCAAGAAUAAAAUACAUAACCGCACGCAUAGAAUACUAGCACUUGUCCCUGUCGAGCAUGCGCCAUCCGAUACUAGUGACAAAUCCGAAAAUAACAGUGAUAAGUUAUCAGUAAAUGAUGACCCCCUUAACUAUUUGUAUUUAUUUUUUUCUGAAGAUAUUUUUACUGAUUUAGUAGACCAGACCAAUCUUUACUCCGUCCAACAAACCGGAAGAUCCAUACAAGUAUCGGAGAAUGAGAUGAGGGAUUUUAUAAGCAUUCAUAUUCUGAUGGGCAUUGUUGAAAUGCCAUGUUAUCUGGAUUAUUGGAGCAACAGAUUUCGAUACGGACAGAUAGCAGACAUAAUGACCUUGAAACGUUACCAACAAAUCCGCAGAUUUUUACACUUUACUGACAAUAAUCUGCAGGACUCUGGUAGAUACUAUAAAGUACGACCGAUAGCUGAAAAAAUUCGAAGAAAUUGUUUGCGUCAAGAAAAUGAAAAUAAAUUUAGUAUAGACGAGAUGAUGAUUCCCUACAAGGGCAGGAAAGCUGGAAACCGAAAGCAAUAUAUGAAAGAUAAACCAAGUAAAUGGGGUUUUAAAAACUAUGUACGUGCUGGUGUAAGUGGAAUGAUUUACGAUUUCAUUUUAUAUGCAGGACAUUUUCCCAGCACAAAAGAAGACAUGGGGCGAUGCAAGUUUUGCCAGAAAAACACAACUGUAUAUUGUAUAAAAUGCAAUGUGAGACUUUGUUUUGUUACGGGAAAAAAUCCUCGCAAUUGUUUUUUACAUUUUCAUAAUAAAUAA